AUGGCUCAAGCAUCACAAGAUGAGCUAUAUGCGGUCGCAGAUUUUUGUCUCAUCCCAAUGGGUACUGGAGAGCCUUCGGUUGGCCCACAAAUCGCAGAGUGUCAACGAGUGCUGGAGAAAUCUGGAUUGACAUAUAAAGGACUGAUGCACCACCUCGCUCAGCUCCAUGGAUACGGAACGAAUAUUGGUAUGUUUUUACUGGUCGGGUCACGGCUUGUCUCACGCAGCAGAGAAGAAGGACCGUGGUCAGCGGUUUCCAAGGCCAUCCACGAUUGCCAUGCUGCAGUGCAUGCACUCGGAACGCCGAGGGUUGCAACAGACAUCCGAAUCGGUACUCGGACAGAUAAAGAGAUUGCACCAGGGACAGGGAACGAUGGCAAAGUUCAAAGAGUAGUUGAUAUUUUGGCCCAGGAUAAGAAGUAA
This is a messenger RNA of Rhizoctonia solani, 423 nucleotides long. RefSeq names its product DNA replication licensing factor mcm6. Gene Ontology annotation, cellular component: cytosol. Lineage: Eukaryota; Fungi; Basidiomycota; Agaricomycetes; Cantharellales; Ceratobasidiaceae. The transcript is spliced from 7 exons. The record is from RefSeq and is a predicted model, not a curated record. Bases 1 to 423 code for a protein of 140 amino acids.